Messenger RNA from Elaeis guineensis (African oil palm), 2233 nucleotides. Its product is annotated as inorganic phosphate transporter 1-4. The record is from RefSeq and is a predicted model, not a curated record. Gene Ontology annotation, cellular component: membrane. Gene Ontology annotation, biological process: phosphate ion transport; transmembrane transport. Lineage: Eukaryota; Viridiplantae; Streptophyta; Magnoliopsida; Arecales; Arecaceae. Gene Ontology annotation, molecular function: phosphate transmembrane transporter activity.
UCCACCUCCAUCGCCUCCUCCACUUCCCAUCGCCUCAGCCCGUCUCCUCCUCUUCCACCAUCAAUCUUCCCCUCGUUCUCUCGCGCUUUCACUCUCCCGGCCACCGCAUUCUCAAACUACCAGCAGAGAAGAGGGGCUCUUCUUCUAAUCUAAAGCAAGUCUAAAGAGGGGAGAGGAGAGAGGAAGAAGGGCAAUCAUGGCAAAGGAGCAGCUCCAGGUGCUGAACGCUUUGGACGUCGCGAAGACGCAGUGGUAUCACUUCACGGCCAUCGUGAUCGCCGGCAUGGGCUUCUUCACCGACGCCUACGACCUCUUCUGCAUCUCCCUCGUCACCAAGCUCCUCGGCCGCAUCUACUACCACGUCGACGGCUCCCCGACCCCCGGGUCCCUCCCCCCCCACGUCUCCUCUGCCGUCAACGGCGUCGCCUUCUGCGGCACCCUCUCCGGCCAGCUCUUCUUCGGCUGGCUCGGCGACAAGAUGGGCCGCAAGCGCGUCUACGGCAUGACCCUCAUGCUCAUGGUCCUCUGCUCCCUCGCCUCCGGCCUCUCCUUCGGCCACACUCCUAAGUCUGUCAUGGCCACCCUCUGCUUCUUCCGCUUCUGGCUCGGCUUCGGCAUCGGCGGCGACUACCCCCUCUCCGCCACCAUCAUGUCGGAGUACGCCAGCAAGAAGACCCGUGGUGCCUUCAUCGCGGCCGUCUUCGCCAUGCAGGGCAUCGGCAUCCUCGCCGGUGGCAUGGUCGCCAUCGUCGUCUCUGCCGCCUUCAAGAACUACUUCCCUGCCCCCUCCUACGCCGUCGACCCCGUAGCCUCGACCGUCCCCGAGGCCGAUUAUGUCUGGCGCAUAAUUCUCAUCUUUGGCGCCAUCCCGGCGGCCCUCACCUACUACUGGCGGAUGAAGAUGCCCGAGACUGCCCGCUACACCGCCCUCGUCGCCAAGAACGCCAAGCAGGCUGCUGCCGACAUGUCCAAAGUCCUCCAGGUCGAGCUCGAGGAGGAGCAGGCCAAGGUCGAGCAGAUGACCGGCAAACAGGCGAACGCCUUUGGCCUCUUCUCGAAGAAAUUCUUGGCUCGCCAUGGCCUCCACCUCCUCGGCACCACGACCACCUGGUUCCUCCUCGACAUCGCCUUCUACAGCCAGAACCUCUUCCAAAAAGACAUCUUUAGCGCCAUCGGAUGGAUCCCCAAGGCCGCCACCAUGAACGCUCUCGAAGAAGUGUUCAGAAUCGCCAGGGCCCAGACUCUGAUCGCGCUCUGCGGCACUGUCCCGGGGUACUGGUUCACCGUCGGCCUCAUCGACAUCAUCGGCCGGUUCACGAUCCAGAUGAUCGGGUUCUUCAUGAUGACGGCGUUCAUGCUCGGCCUCGCCAUCCCCUACGACCACUGGACCACGCCGGGCAACCACAUUGGCUUCAUCGUCAUGUAUGCGUUCACCUUCUUCUUCGCCAACUUUGGUCCCAACAGCACCACCUUCAUCGUGCCGGCAGAGAUUUUCCCGGCCAGGCUGAGGUCGACGUGCCAUGGGAUCUCAGCGGCGUCGGGGAAGCUUGGUGCGAUCGUGGGCUCGUUCGGGUUUCUGUACUUGGCCCAGAACCGCGACCCGGCCAAAACCGAACAUGGGUACCCUCCCGGCAUCGGCGUCAGGAACUCCCUCUUCUUGCUUGCCGGCUGCAACCUCUUGGGGUUCUUCUUCACCUUCCUGGUGCCCGAGUCGAAGGGGAAGUCUCUAGAGGAGAUGUCUCGGGAGAACGAGGACGAGGGCCCAACAGCAGAAUCUAAUGUCGCUGUCGGUUACACUAGGACCGCCCCUGUGGUCUAGUUGGCUCCAGCAUUCUGUUUUCCUUGUGCCUCCUUCGGCUUGGAAUUUUAGCUCUCAUGGAUCCUAUCAAGAAGCUUGCAAGUGACUUUGUAAUCUAGUUAUGAAAAAAUAUUCUUCGUUGCGGACUGACUGUCUUUUUUUCCUGGUCGUCGUAGAGCUUGCAGAACUAACGAAUGUUGAAGAGCAUCAUCACAAGAAUUUUGUGGGAUGUUACAAUUAAGGCACCUGUAAGCUCUUUCCGUUCCUCCAGUCGACUUCUUUUUGGUGUUAAUCCUGUUCGCGGUUGGUUACUGGUUAAGCUGUACGGUGCAUGUGGAGUUCUUUUGUUGCAAUUGUUUUCUGCUUAUCAUCUGUCUUGCUGUGGAAGGUACAUCCAUAUAUACUGCAAUAAAAAGGUAUUUGGCAUUUUAGUGU